This is a messenger RNA of Paralichthys olivaceus (Japanese flounder), 820 nucleotides long. RefSeq lists its product as uncharacterized. The record is from RefSeq and is a predicted model, not a curated record. NCBI's taxonomy places the organism in Eukaryota, Metazoa, Chordata, Actinopteri, Pleuronectiformes, Paralichthyidae.
UUUGCCCCUAAGGACUGAGUAAAUAAAUUUGCCUGCCACAGAUUUCUGUGUCGCAGAAAAAGAAAAAUCAGAUCCAAUGACCAUGGCCUCAAUAGGAACUUUGAUUUGGAUGUUCUCACUAGCAGCCGUGUCGGUUUCUGAACCUCCACUUGACUUUGAUAACUGCACCUCGCAAUCUCAGCUCUUGGAUCGUCUAUCCUUGGAUUUGAAGGAGGUAGCAGAGUGCGGUGAAAACCUGCUGUCAACAUGGACUUCUCAGCAGACUGCUGCACUCCUGCUCUCCAUGAGGAAUCUGACGGGUUUACUGCACCAACACCAGCUGAAAGAAUGUCAACAUGCUGAGCCAAAGAAAUGUCCCGCGGCCAAGGUCCCUCAGAAUGGAGGAUUGGUUUGUGUCACUGUUGACAACAAGCGCUACUGCAAACCGUUGUGCAACUCCGGUUAUGAUUUUGCUUUCCUGAGGAGGUCUUGUUUGUUUGAUGAAUGCAGUCAGCAGACAGGAUAUAAAUGGAACACUCAGUACAUCGGAGGAAACACACUGGCUGUGUGCAAUGGGGCGUUGACUCAAAUUUCUGGAGCACAGUCGGCAUAUUUUCCAGAAGAUCGUGACUGCCUGAUGACCAAGAGUCAAAUGCAGGACAGCGUCAUCGCAACCGCUGUCGCUGAGCUGCGGAGCAAAGGAAUACAGGGAGAUCCAGAGAAUGCCUGUUUUGUAUGUGGGUAACCAUGAUGUGUAAAACAAAUAAAAAAAUAAAAUAAAAUAUUGGGAGCUUUGGGGUUUAAAGGGUCCACUGAGCUGAAAUAAAGCUUUGGAAGUUGU